Messenger RNA from Galendromus occidentalis (western predatory mite), 1164 nucleotides. RefSeq names its product phospholipid phosphatase 5. Lineage: Eukaryota; Metazoa; Arthropoda; Arachnida; Mesostigmata; Phytoseiidae. The transcript has 6 exons. Gene Ontology annotation, molecular function: phosphatidate phosphatase activity. Gene Ontology annotation, biological process: phospholipid metabolic process; phospholipid dephosphorylation. The record is from RefSeq and is a predicted model, not a curated record. The coding region runs from base 159 to 1007 and encodes 282 amino acids. Gene Ontology annotation, cellular component: membrane.
ACGCGUGGAACGACGUUGUGACGUGAGCGACUGCUUUUCCAGCAUUCGGAUCAAGCAGUCAUUGAACGACUGCAAUCCAUUGCGGAGGACUUCUUUCUACGGGGGUCGUUCGAAGAUUGUUGGAAAUCUUCGGAGCGCUAACUGUAUAAAAUUGAGUCAUGAUGUCGAAGCAGAAAGCCCCAGAGACCAUGUCCAAAGCGGUUCUGGCUAUUGAAAUAGUGGUCAGAAUCGUGAUCCUAGUGAUAGUUUUGGCGCUGGAACACGCGGAGCCGUUCGAGCGUAAAAUACACCUCGAGGAAAGUUGGUUGUACAUGAACCCAAAAACAGACAGUUAUGUCUCGACGGGAUUACUAUUCUUCCUGGCGUUGGUCACGCCAUCUGUCUGUAUAGUGACUAUAAACUCCUUGUUUGAAUGCAAUAGAUCUGAUGUGAGCGCCGCGCACAUGGGUUAUAUUUUGGCGCUCGGACUCUCAGCGAUUUUGACGGACAGCCUGAAAGUCAUCGUGGGGAGACCGAGACCCGACUUCUUCUUCCGGUGUUUUCCCUCUGGUGAGGGGAACUUCUCGAUGCCUUGCACCGGAUCGCCGCGUAGUGUAAGAGAAGGCAGGAAGAGUUUUCCCUCAGGACACUCUUCCAUAGCGUUCUCUUCGUUCACAUUCCUGAGUUUGUAUCUCCUCGCUAAAUUAGAGGCUCUGAACUCUACGUCCAGACGUCUGAGAACGCAUCGCGUCCUGCUAGGCGGACUGCCUCUGUACGCGGCUCUUCUUAUUGCUCUAAGCCGAACUUGUGACUACCAUCACCAUUGGCAGGACGUUCUCGUGGGAAGUAUAAUCGGUCUGGUCAUAGGAUACUUAUGCUACAGACAGCAAUAUCCAUCGGUCUUCGACACGGAUGCCGCGACUCCCCUGGCGGAAUUCCCGGCUCUCGGCCUCAAUUUCCCCGACAGACUCAAAGAAAUGAAAUCAGGAACGAGCCAGACGAUAAAGCCACUGCAGAAGUGGAUCUGAGUUUCUAGACCUGUUCGAACUGAGGACUCGGGGUUGUACUCCGCAAGUAACCACGAAACGUCCUCAAGCGGUGACUGAGGGUGCCUGACCCGGGUCAAACUUCCAGGAAUCUCGCACAAUUGAAUGCGCACCAUGGACCGAAUAAACUGGGAUCAUU